UCAAUCGCCACCGGGGCAAGGAGUGACCUUCCUCUUUUUUUGCGGGAUUUCCUUGGUUUGGGGUUUUGGAUUCGGACUUGUCUCCUGCGCUCAGUCCAUAGCCUUGGGGGAAGGGCCCGGCGAGGCGCGCGUCGGUGGCAGGGAUGGAGGACGGCGGGGUCCAGGGGAGCGUUUGGGACGGCGACGCCCGGGCGAUGCAGCAGUGCCUGACGGACAUCUUCACCAGUGUCUACACCACCUGCGACGUCCCGGACAGUGCCAUCUUCGGCCCCUGCGUGCUGAGCCACACGUCCCUCUACGACAGCAUCGCUUUCAUCGCCCUCAAGGCCACCGACAAGAGGACCGUCCCCUACAUCUUUCGGGUGGACACUUCUGCAGCGAACGGCUCCUCGGAAGGGCUGAUGUGGCUUCGCCUGGUCCAAUCGGCCCGGGGGCGAGAGGAGCAGAACCUGGAGGCCUACAUCAAGAAUGGACAACUGUUUUACCGCUCCCUCCGCAGGAUCUCCAAGGACGAGGAGCUCCUCGUCUGGUACGGGAAAGACCUCACCGAUUUGCUGCUCCUCAGCCCCGCCAGAGCCGCCGGCACAAUGAACGUGUCCCCCCCAUUCCCCUGCCCGGACUGCAGCCAGCGUUUUCAGUUCGAGUUCCCCUUCGCGGCCCACCUGCGUUUCCGCUGCCCCCGGAGACUGUCCGGCCCUGACGGACCCCAAGACGGACACCAGGACGGACCCCAGGAUGGACCCCAGGACCGAGCCGGCGCCAAGGACCGCGGGGGCAAAGAGGGGGCCCAGGCCGAGGCGUCGACCCCGACCCCCGGGCCUAACAAAUACCGCUCCCCGGCAGGCCCGACCCACCGGCCCUUUGUGCCCACCCAGGACGGUGGACCCGGGGCCUCGGGGGCGGGGGGCGGCUCCUCCAAGCCCUCCACGGACUUCCACAACCUGGCUCGUGAGCUGGAAAAUUCCCGAGGGGGCGGAGGCUGCUCUCCGGAGGCCGGCCAAGCGUGCGGCCUAUCUUGCCCUUCGCCCUGCGGCCUACCUCGCGUGUCGCCCUGCUCCCAGGCUGGGGGCGCGAAGGCCCGGCGCAGGGCGGCCGGAGAGGAGGUGGACGAGGCCGGGCCGGGGCCGGGGUCUCGGGUCCGCCUGUCUGGCCCCCGGGAGCAACUGGCCAGCACCCCGCAGCAGCAUUACCGCCCCGCGGGCAGCUACUUCGGCCUGGACGAGGGCGGCCGCCUGUUCGGGCCACCCAGCCCCGAAACGGGCGAGGCCAAGCGCAGCGCCUUCGUGGAAGUGAAAAAGGCGGGUCGGGGGGGUCCGGGGAGUGGGGGCCCCCCAGAGGAGGGGUCCUCCGAGGGGGUCGGGGGCUCGGCCGAGGACCCAGCCGUCCGGUCCUCCAGCUCCUCUCCCAGCUCCUCUUCUCCGGCCUCCUCGUCCUCGCCGGCGGUCGCCCGGCCCGGGGGUCCCCUGUCCACCCGGCUGGAGGGGGGGAGCCCGGGGAGGGGCAGCGCCUUCACCUCGGUGCCGCAGCUGGGGGCCGGGCCCGCCGGGGUCCCCGAUGAGAGGAAGAGCGCCUUCUCGCAGCCGGCCCGCUCCUCCUUCCCCUCGAUGACCCCUCUCGUGCUGGGCCAGAAACUGGGGCCUGUGGACACCUGCCACCCGGGCGAAGGCGUGGGACCCCAGCGCCUCUACCCCGCCGACCCCCUGGCCGUCAAACUGGCCGGGCCGGCGGAGCUGGGAGGAGCAGGAGGAGCAGGAGGAGGAGGAGGAGGAGCAGGAGGAGCGGGAGGAGGAGGAGGGGGCGGUGGGCCUGUCCCCAAACACAGCCCCUUCCUCUACACCACCGCCUUCUGGCCCAAGGGAGCCGGGGCCGGGGCGGGCUCCGGGGCCGGGCCUGGGCCUCUCCAGCUCCAGCUGCCCUCGGCCCUAACGCUCCUGCCUCCAUCCUUCACGUCGCUGUGCCUCCCGGCGCAAAACUGGUGCGCCAAGUGCAAUGCGUCCUUCCGCAUGACCUCUGACCUGGUCUACCACAUGCGUUCCCACCACAAGAAGGAGUUCGCCAUCGAGCCGCUGGUCAAGAGGAGGCGGGAGGACAAACUCAAGUGCCCCAUCUGCAACGAGUCCUUUAGGGAACGCCACCACCUGUCCCGGCAUAUGACCUCGCACAACUGAACCGCGGACCCUGUGCGCGCAAGAGAGAGAGAGAGAAAAAGAAAAAGAGAGCGCGCCCUUCCCACCCCGGGUCAUGCACGCGCCUCCCCAUCCCCCUCACCCAUCCGGAUCCCUCCCCUCCCACCCCCCUCUGGUCCCGGGAGGGCGAGAAGGCUCUUGGAGAACGCACGCAUCAUUUCCCCUUCCCGAGAGAGAAGUACAUUUUUUGAAAUGUCAUAUAUUGCAACAUAUUGAUGCAUUUGUCAUACGUUUCUACUUAAAUUAUUAAGCACUUACGGUGUGGCUGGAAUAAUUUAGCUCUAUGGAAGGGUAAAGGUUUAUUUUCGAUAUAAAGGAAACGAAG
This is a messenger RNA of Tachyglossus aculeatus (Australian echidna), 2511 nucleotides long. It is a transcript of the gene PRDM8, whose product is annotated as PR/SET domain 8. The record is from RefSeq and is a predicted model, not a curated record. NCBI's taxonomy places the organism in Eukaryota, Metazoa, Chordata, Mammalia, Monotremata, Tachyglossidae. Gene Ontology annotation, molecular function: protein binding. The coding region runs from base 144 to 2168 and encodes 674 amino acids. Gene Ontology annotation, cellular component: nucleus. Gene Ontology annotation, biological process: regulation of DNA-templated transcription. The transcript is spliced from 4 exons.